Molecule: messenger RNA, 1060 nt
Organism: Rana temporaria (common frog)
Lineage: Eukaryota; Metazoa; Chordata; Amphibia; Anura; Ranidae
Product: C-type lectin domain family 2 member F-like
Exons: 8
Coding region: 152-895 (247 amino acids)
Source: RefSeq, a predicted model, not a curated record
AAUCUCCCUGGUGCAUUUGAUGCCCAUGGACCCCACUUUGCACUGCGGUUUCAUCUGCUAGCCAUUACAUAGCUGCUGGGACACAGACAUCCAACACACCGGAGAGAUGUGAUUGCUGACCGUUAUUCAGCCGGUAUAGCUCUGCAAGAGGAUGAAGACUUCUAGGGGUUGUAAAGAAAUUUCAACCCCGCUCACAAAAGGAGACCCUGAAAAGGCUGCAUACAAUGAUAAACAAGAAAUUUCAACCCCGCUCACAAAAGGAGACCCUGAAAAGGCUGCAUACAAUGAUAAACAAGGAUUUCCAAUCUCCUUCACAAAUGGAGUCACUGAAAAGGCUGCAUGUUACAAUAUACAAGGAAUAUGGCAGAAGCUGUGGUCCAUUAAGGUUCGCCUGGUGCCAUUUCUUAUCAUAGCAAUAAUACUGGCAAUAAGUAUUCCUGUAGUUGCUGUAGUUGCGUAUAGAAGUGGAGAGACAGCUACAACAGGAAAAGAGAAGCCUAUAUUUAAAGAUAGAUAUGCUGAAUGCAUGGCUAACUGGACCCAUUAUAAGGACAAAUGUUACUUUUUCUCAAAAGACGAUAAUACGUGGGAUAACAGCCAGAACUUCUGCCAAGUACGAAAUUCAUCACUGGUCAUUAUUGAUAGUGAAAAGGAACUGAGUGUAAUAAAUCACCACAGAUGUAAUGACAAUUAUUGGAUUGGACUGAGCAGGACACAAGAUAACUCAGGCUGGGUCUGGACCAAUAAAACACUGUACUCAGAAACAUUCUUUAACAUUACAAGAUUGAAGAUAUCCAGUGGUCAUUCAGAGCAUGUCUUCCUGAAUCAUGACGAUGUUAAAAGUGGAAGUGGAGAAGAACUAUACAAGUGGAUUUGUUACAAGAAGCUGGAAUGAUUUGCGUACCUUUGAACCAAUGUUAAUUUUGUCAGCAAAUUUCACAAGACUAAAACUAAAACAACAAACAUUUGAGACCUGGUUCUCAAUGUUUCUGACAACAAAACGUAUUGUCGGAAAUUUCGAGUGUGUGUACACAAUUCUGAUGCACAAAAUUCCAUGCAU